Molecule: messenger RNA, 10455 nt
Organism: Caenorhabditis sp. 36 PRJEB53466
Lineage: Eukaryota; Metazoa; Nematoda; Chromadorea; Rhabditida; Rhabditidae
Source: the annotation of a GenBank genome assembly
AUGGAAGAGACCGCAUCGCUCAAUUCCGAUUGGGAAAGCGUGUGCGGUGAUUCGAAUCAUGUCAUGGUUAGUUUGAGCCAACCGAAGCUAGCUCACUUUGGUGGAGCGACAUAUUCAUUGUUCUAUAAGUUGUCCUUGCUCAUGAGUCCGAAGUGCUGGAAAUUACGGUAUUUGCUCCAUUCUUUGAAGAGAUUCUACUCAGAAUCAUCCAUCACGACUGUGUAAUGAAAAAUGGUGGUACAAGGAAUACGAACUGCUACAAAUAAUAGCUCAUUAUUUUACAAAAUCACACGUAAAUUUUUAGCGAUUUUUCGAAACAUUGAGUUCUCAUUCAGCGUGUUCUUAUUCAUCCAGUUCUCAUUUUUGUACCCCGAAGAUACUUGUCGCUUCUGAACUAAGAUCUUAAUAGGUUCCCUACAAUGGUCAUGGGUGCUAUUCUAACUUUAUUUGCUUUCAGACCUACAACGGGACGGUGCCGCCCAUCGAGAUAACUCGUUCGAACUCUCCGAUCCCUUCGCACGCCCACUUCAAUCUGCACUCUCCCAGUGAGUCGUUCUUCAAGUUUUUUCAUCGCAUCCGAAGGAAGGAAGGAAGCGAGAAGAAACACGAUACUGAGGGAAUCUCUCCCUUCAUUUGGGAACUCCGGUGCACUCCCGGCAACAAAACGCAUUUGUGUAUAAAAACGGGACGGAUGAAGGGGCUCACUGGUUAUAAAUAAUGACUCUUUCUCUUGCUUAUAGCUCCGAGAAACAGCCAAUAUGUCAUUUUGCCUCCUGCUCCCUUUAUUCCAUUGACAUUACGUGUACCUUUCUUCUUCUUCUUCUUCGUCUUCUUUUUCUUCUUCUUGUUUCUUCUUCUUUUUCUCCUCUUCUACAUGCCACCACAGUCAACCCGAUUCCUUCGUCAUUUCCAAGUUGGUGGGAGCGAGGAUUGAUGCCCCGAAGGCACGUCGUCCCACGGGAUCAGGGCUCCUCCAUCGGCCGUGUUGUCUGAACUUCUGGCUUCUCCCGCCCCAGCUUUUCUAGCCGGUAUUGGCCAACUCUCACACCCCCACGAAGUUUUUUGUUAAACACUUUUUUGGAAUACUAGUACGAUUCUAUAGACUAGCUAUAGAUUUGUCUUGAUGACUACCACCUGCACAGAGCUAAACAAUAUUGUUUUGAAAACGAUAGAAAACAAUACAAAACAUGAGUUCACAUAAAAAGCGCUCCGUAGUCAGGAUCUUCUUUCGAAAUCGUCCAUCACUUAAAGUUUCCUUUUAACAAAAGCCCAUCAUGCAGCGAUUUUGCAAAGUCGUUGUGUGGCACUAUCAAUCUCCAUAACGGACACUCCUUAACUUUGAGCGAUGUGCGUGUUCUCUCCAGACUUUUCCUUGCUCACUUCUCCUUUCAUUCCCCUCAAACUUUGCUCCCUAUUCCAUCUUUUUCUGCCUCCAAAACUCCCCGCUCUUAUUGAAUUUAUCACCAUUUUUCGUCGUCUUCCGUUCGUUCGCUUCUUCAGAAAAGGUCCGAAAGGAGGGAAGAGCACACACUUGUUUUCGAAUGUCACGUCGCCAAAAGUGGCGCUGAAUAUUGAAAUUCUCGGGCCCGACGAACUCUCUUUUCUGAACUAUGCAUCCGCAUUCCUGGGUCCCUUGGAGCAAUAAACCGCUUUUUUCGAAUCCACCUGUUCCUCGUGUACCUCGUAAAUCAGUACAGCUUCCACGGAUUUUGUGGAUCUCUCGAAAAAAUGUCUUGCUUCUAGAGCGGUGGUCUCAUCUCUUUUCUCUUGGUUUCUUCAUCCGAAGAAUGCACACAGGCUGCUCCGAGAGCACAGAGACUCAGGGAUCGAGACGGACACCCGUGUACCUCCUCCCGGUCGGCCAGCCGGCUCGUCGUCAAUGAUGACGAAACCAUUUUAUGUUUUUUGACUUCUCCCCCACUUCUCUUUUCGCCGUUCCUCUUCUCAACUCGUUCCGUUUCUAGUUAAGCAAUGACGGAGAGCUCUCCGGAACCGUUGGACGAUCUGUACGAAGAACGAGUGCGUCGUCCGGUGGUCAGAUGGCAGAGCAUGAAGGAGGACGGAAAGGACACGAACGGUCUCCGGAGGACGGAGACGUUACCGGAGAUGCGGCCCAUCAGACGGGGUCGACGGAGGCUUCGGCCUCGGAAUAACAAUGGUGCGCGUCUUCAUCCCAAACCAAUCUUUCCCUGCGUUUGCUAUUCUCUGAUCGCUUAAUUUGCCCACUAUCUGCCAAUCAAACUGCAAUCAAUCAAUACUGCGUGGUGUCAAAACACUUGUUUCGCCUUCUCCGACUCUCAUCACCCAAUUUCUUCUCGAUCUUUUCUCCCUUUCCCUCCCCGUGGCGCAGCUGUGGCAGGUAGCAGUGGAGCGAAGGGAAGAAGAGAGCAUGAGAUGAAGAAGAAAAAGAAGUCGGUGUCUGUCGGCAAAAUAUUUGCUUGUCAUACACCCUGUACUGAUGGACGGGCGGACGGACGGACGGGUAACGACGGAGCCACGUCGGAGCACGAUGUGUCAUGAUUUGACCCGCUACACCUAGAUUCCGCAGGCGUAACCUGAUAGUGGUGAGAGGACUACGGUAGGCCAGCGAGCACUGUGUUUUGAAAUCGGACGCCUGAUUUUGAGAGUGAUGAAACUCAGGUGAUGAUGUACUUUACUGAACAUAAGAACGGCCUUGGAAAGAAAGAUUAGCAAAACGCAAAUGAUUCUGUUUCUAUCGAAGUCUAUCUCUUUUUUCAGACGAAGAUGGCGACUCGCACGGAUCCCUGCAGCACAGUUUCCUGCGAGUUCCAGUUGGAUUGUCGGGCCGCUCCUCUCCAUCUGUCGUUUCGAUGGGAUCGGAGCCAGAGUCCUGCAUCGACGACACUCGGUACAUGACGGACGACGACGAUGGCAUAGGUGGGUUUCCUUUUUGGUUUUGCAGAACAGCUCAUUGCACUAAAAAAGAAGAAAAGAGACAUUUCCGAGAAUACUUUGCAAGCAUCCCCAUUUAUAACUGUGAUUAUGUCUGCAGGAAGGGACAUCACUCACUGAUCACCCGAUCAUUUCCUUCUGUUUCUUUACUUUUUGAUCCGGACUCAUCUCCUAAUCCCACUCAAGAGUCCGCCAUCUGAAAACGUCAGAAAUCCAUGUUGCGAGUGUGUUUCAGAAUCCUCAUCGUUUUCUGUGGCCAUGUAAACAAAUUGCCAUUCCGUGCUUCUUCUUCUUCUUCUUCUUCUUCUUCUUCCUGCUGCCUCCUCCCUCAUCGUCCCCUGACCAAUCAUUUAUCUAAUUAUGCUAAUCAUAUUCAAAUGCGAGCCCUUCCCUCCCUGAUGUUCAAUGGCGCCUCCCUCUCUCUCUCUCUCUCCAUCUCCAGAGAACGUAAAUCCGAGACUCUUCGUCGAGAGAAGCCUUCGCGAAAAAGUGUGUGUUUUUAUCAGACACGCAAGAGAAGGAGCCAAUUAACUUUUUUGGCACAAAAACAGACGGCACAAUCCUAGAAAAGCUGCUCGUGUCUGUGUUUAUAGCCAGAGUUAUGAAAGAAGUUCGGACGGGGGAAUCUGCAAACUGCAAUCGACUAGGUGUCAUUUGCAUAGCUCCCACUCUUUCUCGACUCGACGUUUCCUCAAAAAUUUUCUGUUACUGUACUUUUCUGUUUGUCUCCUUGUCCCUUUCCUCCACGCCUAUCACUCGGCCACCCAUCCAUUUUUUCAAAAACCUUUGUCGCAUUCCUUCCUGCUUUUCCUUCUUUCUACAUUCUUGAUGAACUUGUGCGUGGCAAGAUGCGCGUCCUCGUGGCAAGCCCGAGCACACACACACACACACAUACAUUCACACACUCGCACAUACAUAGGCACAUCCUCACGAAGCUUGGCCGCAUCCACACACACACACACACACAUAUAUACUCUAAUAACCUGGAAAAACUCUUCCUUCGUUGGGCCCUCUUUCGGUUCUUGGGACCACUCGAGAAUGCGUUGCCCUGGGGCGAGAAGCGGCCGCAGUUUUCGGACAAACAGAUUCGGCCGAGAAUUCGUCAUUGUCUCCCAGAAUCACACAGUUCAUCUCAUCAUCCCGGUGCCUCGGGUAAUCCAAUAUUCGGUGUGUGACUCGAAACAUUUUCGUUUUCUUUCUUUACUCCGCUCCUCCUGCUUCUGCUCCCAAACCGGCAAAACUCGAUUCCAGUGCACUCACGUUGUGGUCCCCGGCCGAUCUAACAUCUCCGGAUGCCCGUCCUUUCUCCGUUCUUCUUGUCGUUUCAUCUUAUCGGAACAGCAUGACGUGGCACUGCCUGCUACCGAUUAAUUGCCUCCUUUCAGAUACGAAUCUGCUCCUUUUGCUCUUGCGCUCGCUUCGUUUCCAGAAUCUUUGACCUUCUUGCCACCUUGUUGCAUCUACCUUCUGCCUCACCGAGCCACUUUUUGUGCUCUUCUCGGGACAGAGCACUUUCACAUUCGAAUUAAACCGCAAAAUUUGCUGAAUAAUUUAUCGCGCAGGUUCUCGUGAGCCCAACCGAUUUUUGUGUCCAUUUUGUUUCAUUUCUUCUUCCUCCAACCGCUCCACUUUCCCGCGCCUUCCAUUCGUUUCUUUUCUUCUUCUUCUUCGACUUAUUCUAAAUCUUUGCGCCGCUCUUCACUAUUUUUUCCUGCGGACGACCUCCGUACAUGAGGAACCGCCCGUAAGAAGCACAAAAACGACGGCGACGUCGGCAGAGAAAACGAAAAAGAAGAAGUGAAGAAAAAGAGAAAGACGGACAGGAAACGGAGGAGGACACAUGCAAAUUUUGGCGCCGUCGUUGACAACACCGACAAUCGCUGUUAGAAUUGUCUGGAAACUUCUAGAGCUUUUAUUUUUCAAUAUAUUUCGUUCCUUUCAAAACUACAGUUGGCACUAACCUCCCUGGCGCCUCUUUCAUCACUGAAUUUCCAUACUUUUAUAUUCUGGCUGAUGAGAAUUAGACAGACGGCUCUCCCGCUCAUCUUGUACGACGGCGGGCGCAAAAUGAGAAAAAGAAGAAAAAGAAAUUAAUUUUCGCGCCCUUUUUAUAGUCGGUAUUAUAUAUCCUGUAGGACAGCGACAGCGGAGAGGGAAAGCCGUAAAAUUCGAGAAAGGAGCAAAAAUAAAUAUCAAAUUGGUACACAGCGCCGGCUCCUCCGGCCAUAUUUCUUCCUUCCAUCCCCCUCACUAACGAAGGAGGUAUUGUUUUGUGGGAGCUCGCGCCAAUUGGAUUAUAAUUAGGAGAGGAGGAGGGGGAGGACAAGAGGGCAUGCUCACACACACACACACCUGACACUCUUUUCCGACAUGUCAUGAUCGAGAUGGCUCCGGUGGCGGUUUAAUUUCGGACGAGGUGGAAGUUUUCGCAGCCCAUUCGCCCGCACGUCAUUUUAUUUUAUUGCGGCUCUCUUCGCCAGGAGCUCCCCUGAAUCCUCCGCUCAUCUCCAUUUCAUUACUUUUCGUUUUUAAUUGUCGCAGAAGACGCGAGAAUGUUUCGAAUCGAACUAUCGAAUGUUUCCGAUUUUGCACGUAUUCAUUCUUUCCCGCGUCGAAAUACGACACCGUGAUGGGAAUCGGAGCGCCGGAAUCCCCCCGACACUUUCACGUUUUGUUUCAUUCAUCAUCCCUCUCGCCAGCAACAACUAUUGGUCAUGGUUCCUUUCCAGAUAUUCAAAUUGAGUCUGGUUACGAGAUCUUCAAUCUUUGAGCUCUUUUCUUUCCAACAAUGAAAAGAAAGAUCAGGUACCAUCGAGAUCCGCAGAGCAAGUUUUUCCCACCGAAAACUUGUUGGGUAUGUACAUUGUAAAGGAGGACGGCUCCUUCGGAAGAGCUCGCUCUCCUCCGCUCACAUCCAGAAUCUGUCAGCUCGAAUCAGCAGUAAUACGUGUUUCGAUCCAUCCGAUAGCGGGGCUCAAUGAGCCGCCGCGAGCUACACCUGUUCAUGCGUCCCCAUCCAUUCUCCCCCUGCUCAGCCCCCGAAUUCCUCUUUCUCGACACAAGUUUUCGCGUUUUUUUGGUGUACUUUGACCACAUUUCGAGUAAUUUUCUACGGGUCCAAAGUUAGAAGCAAAAUCGCCGUCGCCGGCGGCCGCCCUCCUCGCCAAUUCAAUUGGGUUGACAAGAAGAAAGAAGAAAGGAGGGGCGAAAUCUGUGUGGACCGAGACUGCAUUUGCCGUUUUCGUGCUCCAACCUCCUGACUUUUUUAGCCGACAAAAAGUCUUUUGAAAAAGGAAGAAGACGGAAAGGUUUCGAAAUAUUAAAUCGGCUCCUGCUGCUAAUCGUUCCCGCCCUCUUCCCCCCAACUGUUUCGAUGCUUUCACUCGGCACUCUUGCUUCCUCGAUAUACUUCUUCUAUCCCUCCGGCUCAUGACCCACUGACUGACAGCCAAUUAGUUUUCAACAAUUGAUUGUUUCAAUAUCUUCGAGCUCAUUCGCUCUCUUGCUCCCGACACAUCUGGUACCUCCAUCACCAUCCAAUGUUCGUUUGUCAUUUAGUGUUUGUAGAAUCUCGCCGCUUUGCCGACAUGUGUUCGCACUUGGCCCCCAGUCCUCUUCUUCUUCUUCUUUUCUUCUCUUUCUUCUUUUUGUUUUGCUCCAUGACCUCCUCGGAAAUGCUCGGCGAGCUGUGAACCCACAAACCGCCCGUGUGCCCUUCUCGGACGGUUUCUGGUACCUGUCAUGUGAGAACAAGAGAACAUGCGGAAUUCGGUUCCGUCUCGUCUUUUCCUCUCCAUAUUCGACAGCUCCCUCUGGGACUCGCCGGACACUUCUGAUGAAUUUCGCCUCCGCCGCCGCCGACAUAUGAGCACAUCUUUCCGAGUGGAGCCCUCCACUUCAUUUCGACUUUCUUUUCCGGACGACACCAAGUUUUCGGUUUUUUGCGUUGCCUGCAUGAAGAUAUAUGUGUCCCUCACCGCCGCUCUCAGAUGUUCAGAUGAAAAAACAACGAAGAAAAAGUUCUAGCCCCUCCUGAGUCAUUCAGGGUUCCGAUCACGUUUCGUUCGUGCCGGAAAGGAAAAAAAGCAUCGAGAGCCGUGAGCAUCCGCCUCCGCCGCCUCGUGCUCGUAACCCGUCAAUCAGUCUCAUUUGACAGACUCGCAUCUGAAAAAGGCAGAAGAAAGCGAGAAGAAGAAGAGGAAUAAGUUCAAGUAGUGGAUGUAAAUGUGACGCCUUCGCCUGCUCCGCGUCUGAUGAGCCGACGAGACAGGCGACGACGACCGGUCUUGAAGAGCGCCGCUUCGCACAUACAUCCAAUUAUUUGCAACAACGCCGUCGUCCCAGACCUAGUCGACGACGUCUUCUCCUUCUCCUUCUCCUUCUUCUUCUUCUUCGGUCGGCUAUGUGUGCAACAAUCCGUUUCUCCCACGCACCUCAUCUUGCUCGGAGAGCAUCUUCCCAUCUUGCCGCUUUCCAUGAGCCGCCGCCGUCGAAGAAGGCACCGCGCUCUUGUCUUCUUCCGUUCGAGCCGCCCUUCUCACUGUUUCGGUUUCAUUCACUAGGCAAAUGUAAAUAUUCAAGCGCGGGACAUCGUGUUUUCCGUGUGCUCUUUAUUCUGUUUCUCUAUUCUGUCGUUUUCACGCUUCUUCUUCUUCUCCUUCUUCUCCUUCUCAUCCCGCCUGAAAUCUGCAGUUUCCCUUCUCUCCGUUUUCCCUUUUCUUCGAAUCCCCGUUAAAAUGUGUCAUAGGUUACAACCGCACCUCGGGAUUAUAUUCUGCCGAGACCAAAGGCCCACACUGAUCAUACUGCACUUCCAAUCCGGAAUAGAGAACAGUCACUAAAAUUGAUUGCGUCUCCGACACACCGUUUUUUUGUGCUUCAGUGGAUUUCAAACCGCCUAUGAAUAGUCACCUAGUUGCUAUUCUCCUCGAGGUUCCUCCAAAAAGUGAAAACAAAAGGUGCCCUCGGCUCAGCGGUCCCUUCCCAUCAUUUCAAAGUAAACUCGCUGGGAAGGAUGCGUCUGGAUUCAGUUUCAGUCUCAUCCAUUGUUCCAGAGCGAAAGCGGCGCCACACGAAAAGGAAGAACAAUAUCUGUUUUCCACGCGGCGACGGUGUCGGCUCCGACUCCGGCGUCGUUCGUAUUUUGCUGUUUGCCACCCUCGCCUCCCACCACUCGAUCCGUGUGCCCGCGUUCCGUUCCCCUCGCCUCCCUCCUUUUUUUCUCUUUUAUCUUAUUUUAGCGCCCAUCUGAUGCCGGAUUUCAAAAGAGAAGUCGGCGCCCAGGGGCGGGCGGUUGAAUGCCUUUUGAGAGGGACUCAGCUGCCAUCAAUGAACUCACUUUGACUGGUCCCUGAGAUUUAGGAGACUUGCACUUCUUCCGAGAUAAGCCCUUUUUAAAGGGAUAGCAAAACGAGCAAAAAGAGCAGGCUGUUCUUCCGAGUUUCCGAGCUUCCGAGCCAUCCGGAAGUCUUUUCAAUGUCAAGCGAAGAAUCGGCAGAUCGGUCCGUCGUGCUUCUGCAUUUGCAGGCGGUCAGCUCUCGAUUCACGUCAUCCGAAUCUCUAUCUAGAUCUUACUUUCCAUCCAGUUCAACCUCUGACCCUACUCCUAUCACUUCCUCUCCUUCCCGCUCAUUCAUCUCCCCUUGUUUUCGCCCGUUCUUCUCCCCUUUCUCCCUCAACUUCAAGCAGUUUCCUUUCCAUCAGUUGUAACCUGAUCCGCCCUCCAUCACCUAUAACAAAUCCGCGUCUCCUCUAGGCUAGAACUGUCUUUGGUCACCCACUAGGCUUUUCAUCUCGGCGAAGAUCUCGUGUGAUGUAUAUUGCGUGCCCUUUUUUGUGCCGCUGCCACCCGCGCCCAAGCUAUGGCUCGCUCGUUGCAUCCACCCUCACAUUUAUAAUUGCCCCGCCUUCCUCUCUUCCUCCAUCUCGUCCCCACCCUCACAUCUUGUGCUCGCUUGCUCUUUUGCUCGGGGAGCCAACGAGCAAUGCUCAUUGAGAAAGCUACCGUAUAUUCGAGAAGUUGAUUGAAAAAAGAACGAAUGGAAGAAAAACAGGAAAACUAUGGAUUAUGCAAAUGUGAACCGGUGAUUUGUGAAGGAAAAAAAGAGGAGGAAAUUGAGAGUAAAGGAUAAAAGAGAAAGGAGGAAAUUGGGAAAGAAGAUUGGAAUUUUUCUAUUAACUUUUUGUGUGUGCUCGUUAUUCUUUCUUCUCCUCUUUCAUGAAUAAAUGGAAACGGAAAUUCAUCUAGGAAUAAUCCAGCCAAUCUGCAUUUAGAUGAGCUCUCGGCCAAUCUGUUCUCCACCUCUAUGCUCUUGUACCGUACGCAACUAUAUCUCAUCCGCUUCUCUGAUUCUCCGUUUUGACGCUCAUUUCACUCACUCUUGAAUUCAGACCUAUAUCUAACGGUGCUCCUUCAUGACUGCCUCUCUCCAGUGAUUAGCCAUGACGACUCCGGACUCGGACAGCAACGCCGACCCGUUCGGAGGCUCCGAUCCUCCCUCGGCGCCGCUCACCUUCCGUGCACCGCCCGUCUCCAACUGUGCCAAGUCGAUCAUCGAUCGGAAGCUGCGGAAGUACGCGUCGGAGACCUCAUUCGCGACAGAGACGGCCAGUGAGUCGAGUCUGGAACGCGAAGUUCCCAGUAGAUCAAGAGUGUUCACGGUGAAACCAGUGGGCAGUCGGACACCUGGAGGCAUAGUCUUGACGAAUGGAGGCAGCAGCACUGGACAGAUGAACAACGGGGCGGCGCACAGAAGCCGACGGAGACACGAUUCGGACGCGAGCGGAUCGGCCAACUCUGAGGCGACGGUUGCUUCCGGAGCGAAUACGCCGAGAAGGUGUCACUUCAGAAGGCCCAAGUCGACGAGCGAGAUGCAUCAGUCGUGCACGUCCGCAACAAUUCACUCGCUGGAGAGUCAUCACAAUGAAGAACGGCGGGCUAGCCACGUGUACAUGAUCGACGACGAUUCAGUUCACGAAUUCGAAGACGAUGACGGUAUGUUGUUAAAUAUUCUGGUUCCUUUUUCACUUUCUGUAAAUCUCAAAAUGUUCGCGCAUGUCCCCUUGAAUGCUUUCGGAAGGUGUCCCCUUCUGUCCCAAAAAUACAUGAUUCCUGCGGCUCCCGUGAGCUCUCUUUCAUCAAAUUGGGUGCACAACCAACCUGAGCCUUUCUCCUCUUUCUUCUUCUUCUUCUUCCUUCGUGAUCCCCCUUUUCUUUUGUCUCCAAUUUUUUAUUCGUGUGCCCCUCCACGUAUUUUUUGAAAACAUGCUCGGCGCCCGAGCGCAGGCGGCGACGGCGGCUCACUUCUUGUGCUCAUGACACUUUCAUGAGAUAUGUGAGGGUGUGCUCCACGAAUCCGGGGUGAAAGAGGAAAAGAAAAAAGGAGAUGAAGAAAGGAGGAAAAAAGAGAAGAGAAAGAAGAAGAGCGCGUGUCAUCGUAAAUUGAAUUUCGGCGCGAAAACGCUGAAGACGGCGUCUAUUCAGAUGACAGGAGACACGCCAACGACACAGGAAACGGAAUUUGCGUUCACUUCAACUUAUGA